Molecule: messenger RNA, 1757 nt
Organism: Musa acuminata AAA Group (dessert banana)
Lineage: Eukaryota; Viridiplantae; Streptophyta; Magnoliopsida; Zingiberales; Musaceae
Product: triose phosphate/phosphate translocator, chloroplastic-like
Exons: 12
Coding region: 50-1450 (466 amino acids)
Biological process (GO): transmembrane transport
Cellular component (GO): membrane; Golgi apparatus
Molecular function (GO): antiporter activity
Source: RefSeq, a predicted model, not a curated record
GUGAUUGCAAAACAUGUCCGCAUAUAAAUUUAUCUGAGAUGGACGAUCGAUGUCAUCGGGCCGUUCCUUCUCUUCUUCCGAUCUCGUCUUGCUCUGCUCGCGCACUCUCCUUUGUUUGGUUCCCCUCCCCGUCCGAAACCUGAAUCUCCCUCUUCCUGCUUCGCUGCCCCCAUUGUAUCGAUCGAUCGAUCGCAGGAAGAAGGCUGGGCAGGAUGGCGGCGGCGGGCGCUAUAUCCGGCACCGGAAGCGGCAUCAUCGGCCUUCUCCGCCUCCGGCGCCCGGCCGCGAGGAACCCAGCCAUCGCCGCCGGUUCCUUGGCCGACGGAGGGAACCCCAUCUGGGGCCGCCAGCUCUCGCUCAUCCACCUCGACCGCUCCUUUCCGCCAUCGAGGAUCGCCACCGCCGCUGCUGUAUCCAAGAAGGGUGGGCUCCUCCGCCCCGUGGCCGCCGCCGCGUCCUCCUCGCCUGCCGAAGGGAGCGAUCACGUCGGGUGAGGGAAGCGGAAGUGGGUUUCGCUGCGAAGUACCCCGCUCUCGUCACCGGCUUCUUCUUCUUCAUGUGGUAUUUCUUGAACGUGAUAUUUAACAUCAUCAACAAGACGAUCUAUAAUUAUUUUCCCUACCCUUACUUUGUGUCGGUGAUACACCUCUCCGUGGGCGUGGUGUAUUGUUUGGUGAGCUGGGCCGUCGGUCUUCCCAAGCGCGCCCCCAUCGACUCGGAUCUGUUGAAGCUGCUCAUCCCUGUUGCAGUCGGCCAUGCUAUCGGUCAUGUCACUAGCAAUGUGUCAUUUGCUGCUGUUGCAGUUUCAUUCACUCACACAAUCAAGGCACUGGAACCCUUCUUCAAUGCAGCAGCUUCUCAAUUCAUCUUAGGACAACCGAUACCAUUGACGCUCUGGUUAUCUCUAGCUCCAGUUGUUAUUGGUGUCUCAAUGGCAUCCCUCACGGAACUAUCAUUCAAUUGGACUGGCUUCAUUAGUGCCAUGAUCUCAAACAUCUCCUUCACAUACAGGAGCAUCUAUUCCAAGAAAGCCAUGACCGACAUGGACAGCACAAAUGUGUAUGCAUACAUAUCAAUCAUUGCUCUAUUUGUUUGUAUUCCUCCUGCAAUUCUUCUUGAGGGUCCUCAACUAAUGCAACAUGGCUUCAAGGAUGCAAUUGCAAAAGUAGGCACGACAAAGUUCCUCUCUGAUCUUUUCUGGGUGGGGAUGUUUUAUCACCUCUAUAAUCAGUUAGCAGCCAACACCUUGGAACGAGUUGCUCCUCUCACACAUGCAGUUGGGAAUGUUCUGAAACGUGUGUUUGUGAUUGGCUUUUCAAUUAUAAUAUUCGGCAAUAAGAUUUCAACACAAACGGGUAUCGGAACUUGCAUAGCAAUUGGAGGAGUUGCCCUUUACUCAUACAUCAAGGCAAAGAUGGAAGAGGAGAAAAGACAAUUGAAAGCUGCAUGAGCAGUGGGAAGCCGUAGCCAUGGAGGAUUGCAUGGCGUUCAAGGUUUGGCAUGUACGUGCCAGCGACAGGGGAAAAGAAAGUGAUGUGAGGCAGGCAGCCAUUUAAAGCCCCCUUAUUACAUCUCAUUUCUUUUUCUCGUUGUUGUGUUAUUUGUUUUCCAAAGGGAAACUCUUUCCAUUGCUAAUUUGCAAGACACAAAAUAAUUUAUUGUUUAGAAGCUUCAAAGAGAGCACUGGAGUGCUCGUGUCUGUAGAAUAAAGCUGCUGGUCUCAAACCUGUGGAAAUAUGAAACCAACUUUUCUUCAA